UGGAAAUCAUUCGUUCAAAACAUUAAACAAUUCAGAUGGGCUUGAGGCCGUGAGGCGACGAGACGUUUGUCGCAGUCGUGCCGCGACUAUUGUGCGUUCGCAGAAUCUUUAAAUUCGAGAAUUUGUUUCGCUUGUACAUUCGUGAAUAUAAAUUAUAUGUUUCAAUUGAAAUUAUAAUUAUAUUACGUAUAAGUGAAUUACAUAAAUGCUAAAGUUGUGUUUUUGUUUGAUGUCGGGCUUGGAGCUUACUCGCAGCCAAGGGAAUUAUUAACAGCUGUUGGAGCAAAGUAUGCUUCAUAUUUUGGCUGCAUCACAGUUCCCAGCGGGCUAUGGGGCGGCUGUCGACUUCUGUCUGACGUGCAUCACAUGCUGGAAGCUGAGUUAGAAGAUAAGUCUUAACUGAUAACAAGUAUAAAGUGAUAACAUUCGCUCACAACACAUCGGCUGGUACGAACGUUUGUCGCGUGUGAAAUGUGCGUUAUUAUGAAGUUUGUGGACAUGUGGUCUGUGUUCCUCCUGAUCGGCUUCGUCGGAGGCCAGUCUCCGAGCAGCGAGCUGGAGGCUGUUAGAUACGGACCCUCGGAGGAGAGGAUCGCCAGUGACACCUUCACCGUAGCUGACAUUAAUAUAACGUAUAAGGACGAGCACGGGGUGUACUACACGGAAACAUCUGAGUCGGGUAAAUACGGCGAGGGUUUCAUCGGUUCAUCCCGCGGGAUGGCGGUGCAUGUACGCGCCAAGGGUCCGGAAGGUGAGCGUGAUCACACAGGCUGUACGUGGCCGUUGUUGUCCGUGGCCGCGCCCACGGAGCCACUGCCCACGGAGCCCUGGAUAGCCGUCAUCCGCCGCGGCAACUGCAACUUUGAGAUUAAGGUUCAGAAUGCCUGGCGGGCGAACGCCUCGGCCGUGCUCAUUUACAACGACAGAGAGACCACUGUGUUGGAAAAGAUGAAACUAUCCGUGAAUAAUGGACGCAACAUUAGUGCGGUUUUCACAUACAAAUGGAAAGGCGAGGAGAUAACCCGCCUGGUGGAUAACGGAACACGCGUCGUGAUAGCUAUCAUCAAGGGACGGACCCUAACCCACAUCAACAGUAACAUCAACAACGUGAGCGAGACGAGUACUAUAUCCUCGACAUCAGUCCUAUUCGUGUCGAUAUCCUUCAUAGUGCUGAUGGUUAUAUCUUUCGCUUGGCUCGUCUUCUACUACAUACAGCGCUUCAGAUACAUACACGCCAAGGAUAGACUGUCGAAGCGGCUCUGUUGUGCUGCUAAGAAAGCUCUCUCCAAAAUACCCGUUAGAAAUCUUAAGGUCGACGAUAGGGAGGUUCAAGGUGACGGUGAAUGCUGCGCGAUCUGCAUCGAACCUUACAAAGUAUCGGAGACAUUAAGAUCGUUACCAUGCAGACAUGACUUCCACAAAAGCUGUAUCGACCCCUGGCUGCUGGAACACCGCACCUGUCCCAUGUGCAAGAUGGAUAUACUAAAAUAUUACGGAUUUGUGUUCACCGGAAGUCAGGAGAGUAUCCUCCAGCUGGAGGCGGAGGACGCUCGCUCCACGCUCAGUCCCGCCACCAACAGACACCCGCUCACACUUUUACAGAACGAGUCGUCGUACGAGGAGGCGGGCAGCGAGCGCAGUAGCCGGGCGGCGUCCCCCGACAGGCUCGUCAGGAACGAGCUGAAUGAAGACAGGUCGUGCGUGUCGUCUCCGUCUCACGGCGACCGCUCGCCCGUUGAGCGCUGCGACUAAUCAUGUGUUCAUACAUUCAAUACUCACACGAGAUGACUUCCAGUGAUGCGUGAUGGAUAUCAAGUGAUAUUUUUAUUAUAGUGACUCUUUACUAGUAACUAGUUUAGAACGCCGCGACUCCGCCUAGUCAACCUCCUUCCGAGAAUUAAAAAAAAAUAUAUAAAAAAAAAAUUGAAAAUGGAAUUCGCUCGUUCAACAUACAGUGAGCCUCGGUUCGGACGGUGGGAUUUUAAAAAUGGAACACAUUGUACGAAACUGUAUGUCAUCCAUCGCUGUCAGAGAACGGGGAAAUGGCGGCGAUGACGUCAUCGUACGACUGCACUUGAAGACGGAAUUAAAUAUGCCAUAAUAGUCUUAAUAUUUUUAGAUCUUUUUGUGCAGUUUCUGUUCGUGUCAUAUCGAGCCAAAAUUCUGCUUUCGUUUGGUUGAUCUCAUGACCGUAUCCUUGACGCUUCAUUUAAAUUCACGUGUGUUCGAUACUAUGGUUGUGGUGGCCCUUUACUUAAUAGCGUUGACCGUCCGUCCAUUGUUAAUUGUUCUUCAUAUAGUAGCCCAUACUAUUCAAUAUGUUUUCCGAGCAUGCUUACAUUUAACUUUUAAAAUAUAUUUAACUGUUUUUUGCGUGUCUAGGCUAGGGCUUAGUGGUCUGCUAGAUGGACGGGUGUGUCGUGUUUGUGUUGUCGGACGAGUAAUGUGCUUUGUAAGUUCAUUUUUCGCGAUAACACGAACACUGGGCUAACAGAAGCCGCUCGUUUCUGCAAUGAUUUCCUUAUAUAGCAUUGUGAGAGAUCGUGACCCACCCGCCUGUGGAGCGACCUUCAAACAACCUGUUAUUCGGUUGCUAGGAACAGCGGUAGACUGUAAUUUAAUUCGUGGCUCUAAAUGGUAGUUAAUAAAAUCUAGUCUGAAUUCAACUACGAAUUAUAUCGCUUUGAGACCUAUGUACCUAAAUGUGCCUAAAUUUUUGGUUCUAUUUACACUUUUGACCAAAGUUCACAAUGAAGCGAUGUUAUUCGUUAUAAUUAUUUUUAUAGAGAUAAGUUUUAUAAGUGAGCAUUUAAGUUAUUACUUACGAUACCAUUUAAGGUACUUAUUAUAUAUAUUAACAAGGAGACUGGUAUGUACUUUAUAUUCAGAUAUCGUUUAAAAAUAUAUUUACAUUCCCUUCAUGAAAAUGUUCUUAACAGUACCCGAGAGUGUACAUCUUGUCGGUGGCGUGCACAACGACCGUGAAAAUAGUAACUGAAAAUAGUUUGUUAAAAUUCUAAUCACAUCAAUUUACGUAAAACCUCAUGGCGUAUUCAAAAACAUAUUUGUAUGUGUGAAACCCUAGACGUGUUGAGUUUGUAACUCAGUAUUUCUAUACCCGAUUCAUUUAAGAAGUCAUCUAAACUGCUACUGUACUGUUGUGUAAGGGGACUUUUUAUUUCGGUCGGUUUACCUUUUAAAGUUUUUUGUUCCGCUAGUAUGUCGUGAUCAUUUUUCUAAGCGCUAGUAAAUAAAUUGUUAAUUUAUAAUUAGUGAUAUUAUUAAAGAAUUCUGAAAAAUUGUGUCAGCGACCAUAUUGUAUUAAUUUUUACUCUGUGCUGGUGACGUGUCUAAAUUGAAUGCAGCCAUACAUUUCGUGUGUGACCCCAGACCUGUGCACGCCCUACAUCUUGUGUUGAAUUAAAAACCAAUACAGUAUUUA
This is a messenger RNA of Danaus plexippus (monarch butterfly), 3442 nucleotides long. RefSeq names its product E3 ubiquitin-protein ligase goliath. The record is from RefSeq and is a predicted model, not a curated record. NCBI's taxonomy places the organism in Eukaryota, Metazoa, Arthropoda, Insecta, Lepidoptera, Nymphalidae. The coding region runs from base 472 to 1752 and encodes 426 amino acids. The transcript is spliced from 13 exons.